Solanum stenotomum is the source of this 1124-nucleotide messenger RNA. Its product is annotated as trans-cinnamate:CoA ligase, peroxisomal-like. NCBI's taxonomy places the organism in Eukaryota, Viridiplantae, Streptophyta, Magnoliopsida, Solanales, Solanaceae. The transcript has 2 exons. The annotation marks the transcript as partial. The record is from RefSeq and is a predicted model, not a curated record.
CCAAAUAGAAAGUUGCAAACCUUUUCCAAAACAGAUCAUUUUAUUAGUAACAAAUUGAAAAACAAUUCAACUUUGCACUAUUAGAUCCCAUGGACAAUUUACCUAAAUGUGGAGCUAAUUAUGUUCCUCUUACUCCUCUCACCUUCUUAACAAGAGCCUCCAAUUCUUAUGCCAACCGCACCUCUAUUAUUUAUUCCAAUAUACGCUUCAAUUGGCGGGAAACCCAUGAACGUUGUUGUCGCCUUGCUUCCUCCCUCCGCUCCUUAAACAUUGUCAAGAACGACGUGGUCUCGGUCCUUGCACCAAAUGUACCGGCCAUGUUAGAAAUGCAUUUUGCUGUGCCAUUGGCAGGGGCUGUGCUCAACGCCAUCAAUACAAGGCUGGACGCUAGAAAUGUUGCCCUUAUUCUCAAGCACUCAGAAGCCAAGAUCUUUUUUAUCGACUAUGAAUACAUUGACAAAGCUAAAAAGGCCAUUGAAAUACUAAUGUCCGACUUUCAAAUGCCAAUGCCUCUUGUCGUUGUCAUUGAUGACCUCGAUUCCCCUACUGGAAUCCGGUUUGGGGAGCUCGAAUACGAGCAAUUGGUGUUCCAAGGCAACCCUGAAUAUGUCCUUGAGAAUAUUGAUGAUGAAUGGGAUCCAAUUACUUUGAGCUAUACAUCAGGUACAACUUCAGAGCCAAAGGGAGUUGUGUACAGCCACAGAGGUGCUUUUUUGAGCACUUUGAGUUUGAUUUUGGGAUGGGAGAUGGGUACUGAGCCUGUUUACUUAUGGUCCCUCCCAAUGUUUCACUGCAAUGGUUGGACUUUCACCUGGGGAAUAGCUGCAAGGGGUGGGACCAAUGUUUGUAUCCGCAAUACGACAGCCCAAGAAAUCUACUCCAACAUAGCGUUACAUAAAGUAACGCAUAUGUGUGCUGCACCAAUUGUUCUCAACAUAAUCCUUGAGGCCAAGCCACACGAGCAGCGUCAAAUAAUAACCCCAGUACAAGUUUUGGUGGGGGGUGCACCACCACCAGCACCACUGCUUGAAAAAAUCGAGAGGGUGGGAUUCCACGUGGUUCAUGCCUAUGGGCUCACCGAGGCUACUGGACCAGCCCUGGUGUGCGAGUGGCAAGACAAGUGG